AUGAUGCCAUUUGAGGUGCUUUUCGUUGCUGGCGAUAAAGCCAACUGCCGGAGGUCCUGGUACGUCUUGGGCAAGCAGGUGUCGCCAGCGUGUGCGAUGGCUUUGCUGGGUAUGGGCAAUGAUCGGUUAAGCCGGAUAUUGCAAUUUAGACGGGAUAUGCGGAAGUCUGACGGAAACGUGCUUUGGUUUCAGCGAGCAAGUCGCAGCAAGAAGUCUCAUGAGAAGAUCACAGUGGUAUUUGAGUCGGUGGAUGACCACGAGUCAGAGGCCGAGAGCACAUCAGAUGAAGGAGAUCACGACGAGGUUAUCCCAGAAGAGCCCAUCGAAAAGGACCAGGAACUGCGACUUCACGUGCUCGGCAUGAACUCCUUUUUCACAUCAUGCGUGGAAACAAACUUCGCCAGCAACAUCAAGAAUCUACCUGUCCGGUAUUUGCCGCCAGGAACCAUUCAUAUGUUGUGGAUGAACAUGCAAACAGAGAGGAAAGGCGACGGCAUAUCGUACAACCAUUUUUGGCGUACCUUUCGCCAGGGCUGGAGCAAUCUGCUCCGUUUUGUGGCUCCAUCCACACACGGGGCCUGUGAUGUUUGUUGCGGAUUCAAAUCCGACUUCAAACGGCAGCUUGACCCUCAAACCAAGUUUGAGACAGCUCGCUGUUACCGACAUCAUUUGGAAGAGGUCGGUCGGGACCGUGACCUGGAGCAGUUUCUCCAAGCUAGCAACCCUUUGGAGAGAAGUGGACAUCCAUUGGCAAUGCAUUGGGACGGAAUGGACCAGAGCAAAUGGAGAAUCCCACGGUAUCAUGGCCCCAAUGGACAGCGCCCUUUGAAGUCAACGAUGAACCUGCAACGACCACAGCUCAAAGUGCAGGGCAUAUGGAUCUUUAACGUUUUGCUGGACCUUUACGUCCUAGAUCCUCGAGUGGCAGCUUACUCAACCACGGUUCUGGAGACCGCAAGUCGCUCAAUAGACUUUGCUUUGCAGCUGUGCGAUGAGCUGAGAGUUCCCCGCCCCAACCAGCUUUUGGUUUGGGCUGACAAUUGCGUGAGGGAGAACAAGAACGGGCAACUUCUGCGGAAGAUCGAGAACGUCUUGAACCGCAUCGGGGUCAGGCAUUGGAUAGGACAAAAGGCACGAAUCCGUGUGCAGUACAUAUCCGGUGUUCGGGAGUUCAAGAACUGGCUAUCGGCUGCACCGGUGACAUUUGCCGGGGGUCUCAAAACGGACGAGACGGGCCUGCACGCGUUCAUCUUUAUGCGCCGCUCAGACCUCCCUGCCAACAUCAACAUCGUCGCCCACGGUCGGGGUGCGGCCUAUGAGACUCACGAAUCUGACGUGAUCCUGAUGGUCAAACGCAACGCUUCGGACGAUGGAUUGUGUCAGGAGCCAAUGUUGGCGUUUCCAUACCGGUACGUUGCCCGAUUUGGCCCUUUGCCCGCUGAGCCACGAAGCCUAAAGCUGAUCAAACCCGCCAAAAAGAAAGACUACUUGGCUUUGGCCCAAAUUUUGCUUCGGACAAACCCGUCGGAAGCAACUCGGAGGGCAGUAGAGUUUUUAGUUGGGAUUUGCACUGGCUUAGACCCAGAGGCUGUUCCGACCAUUAAAUGGUUGGAGGAAGAGCCUCGAGCACCCGCUAUAGAUUUGGGGGGGCUCUCGGUGCUUGACAGGGUUGCACCAGCUAUGCGACUUCGGGCCCACCUGCGGCCGUAG
Molecule: messenger RNA, 1710 nt
Organism: Durusdinium trenchii
Lineage: Eukaryota; Dinophyceae; Suessiales; Symbiodiniaceae
Source: the annotation of a GenBank genome assembly